This is a messenger RNA of Danio rerio (zebrafish), 1640 nucleotides long. NCBI's taxonomy places the organism in Eukaryota, Metazoa, Chordata, Actinopteri, Cypriniformes, Danionidae. The record is from RefSeq and is a predicted model, not a curated record.
UGCAGAAUUUUAAUAAAAUCUCUGCAGAAAUGGCAAAAAAAGUCCGCAGACUCUGUCUGGCCCUACUAAUGAAGAACAGUUAAACCGUGACACCGGAGUCCGGGGCUGUUGAUGGGCGCUGCUGUCGCCUCUAGGUCAAGCUCUUUGUCCUGACGGCGCUAGCGGUUUCUCUUUUUCACACUUCCUGGUUCCGGUAAGCGAAACAGCGUAUCACAACAUCCGGUUUCAAUGCAAUAAUGUAGUAAGGAGAAAUGGCGUCGUCUCGUCGCUGUUAUUGCAGCGUUCCCGGCUGCUCAAACUCAAAAAAACGUCACCCUUACCUCAGUUUCCACGAUUUCCCGAAAGAUGAAGGACAGAGGAAGUCAUGGGACAUUUGGAUGCUGCUGCUCAAAGAAUCAGAGAGCUAGAGGCCAAGGUCAGACAGUUACAAGUCCAACUCCGUGAUCUAUCCGCCUCAAAAUUACACAUUAACAGAUACUGCGCAACUGAUGAGGACUUUAGAUUUUACACUCGGUUCCCAUCUGAGAAAGUAUUCUGGAUAUUUUGGGAAUCAGUUGCCCCAUCAGCCUCCAGAUUAGCGUACUGGAGUAAAGCACAGAUAAACACUGGUGCUGUUGAAAAUCCAGGUUCAAACCGUAAACUUGCGCUUGUGGAUGAGCUGUUCCUGUACUGCUGUCGUGUUGCUGCUGGCCUAAAAGAGAAGGUUAUAGCAGACAUUUUUGGCAUCAGCACCGCCACUGUUAGCAGAGUGAUCAUCACAUGGGCCAACUAUUUAUACCUUGUCUUGGGGUCACUGCCUAUCUGGAUGUCAAGGGAACAGGUCAAAGCACUGAUGCCAGCUAAAUUCGCAGAACACUGUCCAGAUCUGAGAGUGAUUGUGGACUGCACAGAAAUUAGAUGCGAAUCUCCAUCAUCGCUUGCAUUACAGUCUGAAACGCUUUCAGUCUACAAAAAUCACACCACUUUCAAGGCUCUCAUAGGUAUUGCCCCAUGUGGUGUGAUCACCUUCGUUUCCAAGCUCUUCACCGGGUCCAUAUCUGACCAAGAAAUAACCAAGCAGUGUGGAAUUCUCCAGUUACUUGAGCCUGGAGAUGCAUGCAUGGCCAAUAAAGGCUUCGACAUCGAUCAGAUGCUGUCAGAUGUUGGUGCAUGCCUCAUCAUCCCUCCAUUCGAAAGAGGUGCAUGCUUCAGCAAGGAGAACACAGAAAAAACACAAAGCAUUGCUCGUCUAAGAAUACUGGUAGAUAGAGCUAUCAGGAGAAUAAAGGAGUACCAUAUCUGGGACACAGCCGUUCCUCUUGCACUUUCAGGUUCUGUUAAUCAGCUAUGGACAACCUGCUGUUUAAUGUCCAAUUUCCAAUAUCCACUAGAUACAGAAGACCACAUCUGUGUGUAAAUAAUCAAGUGGACAAAGGUGAACUCCAUUAAGAAAUGUUUAUUGGAUUGUGUUUCACAAUAUAAAUCAGUUGUGUAGAAGAAUAGAUUGUUUAAUAGUUGCAUUAAAAAAUUUACACAUAUGCAAUAUCGUAUAUAUACACUCACACACGAACGUGUCUACAAUCUACAUAUGCACACACACUACAAUAAUAUACAGCUCUGUCCCAUUUUCAAUGAAUAAAACCAACUCAAAUAGACAACAA